Messenger RNA from Rasamsonia emersonii CBS 393.64, 285 nucleotides. RefSeq lists its product as uncharacterized. The transcript has 2 exons. The coding region runs from base 1 to 285 and encodes 94 amino acids. Lineage: Eukaryota; Fungi; Ascomycota; Eurotiomycetes; Eurotiales; Trichocomaceae. The record is from RefSeq and is a predicted model, not a curated record.
AUGGCUCUUCCCACAGGGUCUCCCACCACCACAACCACCACCACUGCCACCGAUAGGACAUUCCAGUCAUCGGAUUCAAACCGCAGAAAUACAUAUACAUAUACUAACAACCCCACCGGUCCAAGCAAUAAUCAGGCUAUACCGACGCAGUCUGAGAUCUCACAUUUCCUACACUUUGAAGACAAUGAUUGCUUCUUCGCACCUACUGGUCCUUAUCCUUAUCAGCGGCAUGAGAGAGCGGGUAGCGGCUCCUCUACUACUACUACGACUACGACAGGAAGGUAG